CGGCUUCGGGGCCGCUGGUGAACCGUAAAACGAUGACGUAGAUGUACACAUUUUGCGCGCGCCAAUUAUCGACGAGGAGCGGCGUUUCGUAUGUGAUAACAGUCCAACCGAGCGCCGCGAUACGGACUGGACGAUUUUUUUACUCGCACGCGAUGUCAUAGAUAAGAUUCAAUAUAUUUCAUAGUCCAGGCUUGCAGUUGUCAAUGGCUAUAUAUAAAAAUCGGCCUCGUGAAUGAACGCGAGAUGGACGUUUGAAUCGAAGCCGUGAUGGCCCCGUUCCUAUUGAUUCUGCCGCUGCUGGCAUCAUUGAUACACCCGAUCGACGGUGCAACCAAACGAAGUGGAUCGAUGAAGGAAAGUGACAUUGACCCCUACGUGAGGUCCAAAUCCGUCAAGGAUGUUUUAGCACAAAGCAGCGGAAACGCUCUACUGCCCUGUCGAUUCAACAGUCCCGGAAUAGUGACUUGGAUUAGGCGGAAAGACAGACAACUACUUACAGUGGGUCGAGAUACUCACUGUAUAGAUAAACGUUUCGUUGUCUUAAACAAUCCUAAUUGGAGUCUCUUAAUCAAGAACGUCAAACAGGAAGAUGCAGGUCUUUAUGAGUGUCAGAUACAAACGGUACCAGUGCAGCAACGAUUUGUACGUCUAAACAUUACGGAGGCGUACUCUGUAAUACCAGGUGGCCCGGAUCUCCAUGUGAAACAGGGCUCUAGCCUGCGUUUGGAAUGCCAGCUGAUGGCAGCCGCGGAAUCGCCCAACUACGUAUUCUGGUAUCGCGAAACACGUAUGAUAAACUAUGAUAACGAACCUGGCGUUAGAUUCGAGAUGAGGAGAAACGGCUCAGUACUCAUCGUGGAGAAGGUGAAGCUUUCGCACGGCGCCAAUUACACAUGCUCGCCGAAUAAUGCCAGACCGGCUCACAUCAUGAUACACGUCAUCGAGGAGGAAGAGAAACCAGCGGCCAUGCAUGGAGAUGAUCAACGAAAUUUCACGGCAACUAUGUGGAGCAACACCAUAUUGAUUCUUACGGCUCUUCUAAUUAUUCCAGAUGUAAGACGGUACUUCCAAACUUUCAUUUGCCAUGCCACGUGAUUAGCAUAAAAUGCUAUUUUCGCAAAACAAAAGUCGAAUGCAAACUCGCGUGAAACAAGCUUGCAUACCUAAAAUUUUUUUCAACAAUUCGAAAUAUUAUAUUUGCGUAUCGGAAGAUAUUUUUAAUCUGAUAUCUACAACAUAUCUUGCUUCUCGCACGCUGAAGUUAUUUGAUUCUAAUUCAAACGUCAUGAAGAAAAAUGUGACAGAUUCCGCUCGGGAUCAAAGAAAAAUCUAUUUGCAAAUAAACUUAAAGCGAGAGAUUCAACUGCAGACGUUUUUCCAAGAGUCUCCGUAUCCCCAGUGGUGAAAUCCAAGGAGGACUACAAAGUUUCACGUAACCAUGUAACUUUCGUUUAAAGAAACGUCUU
This is a messenger RNA of Cataglyphis hispanica, 1466 nucleotides long. Its product is annotated as zwei Ig domain protein zig-8-like. The coding region runs from base 268 to 1095 and encodes 275 amino acids. The transcript is spliced from 6 exons. The record is from RefSeq and is a predicted model, not a curated record. NCBI's taxonomy places the organism in Eukaryota, Metazoa, Arthropoda, Insecta, Hymenoptera, Formicidae. Gene Ontology annotation, cellular component: neuron projection membrane. Gene Ontology annotation, biological process: synapse organization.